AUGCAAUCAACCGCUUUUCUAGCUCGAGAAAACGAGCUUUUAGGCGCUGGCAACGAGAAAAUUAAGCGAAAAGAAGCACGUUCUAAGCUCCAGAUAGCUCACCCAGAAGGCCUAUCUGUUGCUGAGCUUAAAGAAUUGGCUAAAAAUGCCAGAAAUGAUCAAAUUCAACCUCUAAUCGACCAGCCGACCGGUCAACCAGGAGCACAAGAACGACGAUAUAGAGCACCACCAAAAUGCUCUCAAUGCGGUAUUCAGGGGCAUAAGAGAACGCAUUGCCCAGAUUUAGCACGCGGCCUGCAUAAGAAAGCAGAAGUUCUCCUGCCCACGUGGGGUAUUGUGAUACACGACGUCAACGUGCGCUCUCUUGGCGUUAAUUCAGGACGUCUGCAAUCAUUCUCAGACCUUGGAUUUCAACGAACGCUGAAUCGGAUCUCUCAUUCUAGUUUUCGAUCUUUGCUUGGAAGCUAUCACCACGAUAAUUCGGUGUUCUUGGUCUGGGAGCAUGUGGAAGUUUCGGUCGUUCAAGUCCUGGCAUCGAGGCUCGUGAUCACGGCGAGUGAGAUCAUUGCAAUUGUCAAGCCGAUAAGUCGAGUCAUAUAUCGCAUCACAGCUAAAGCGGUCGCUAAUUGA
Messenger RNA from Penicillium verhagenii, 630 nucleotides. RefSeq lists its product as uncharacterized. Gene Ontology annotation, molecular function: zinc ion binding; nucleic acid binding. The coding region runs from base 1 to 630 and encodes 209 amino acids. The record is from RefSeq and is a predicted model, not a curated record. The transcript has 2 exons. Lineage: Eukaryota; Fungi; Ascomycota; Eurotiomycetes; Eurotiales; Aspergillaceae.